GAGAAAGGUGGGAAACAAAGGAAUCGAACGCGCACGUGUUAAUUCGUGCAACGCCAUGGCUUCCGCAGCGGAGACGGAGGAAGUCUCUGUUUUCAAAUCCCAGCAUCUCUCUAGGAUUGAACCAGGAAGAGAGGCGGAUGAAUUAGGAUUUUUCGAGCCCAUCCAUUCUGUUUCUGACCAUGACUUCCUCACAAUCCCCAACUACUCGAGUUGGUUUUCUUGGGAUGAAAUUCAUGAAACAGAAAAAAGCUUUUUCAAAGAAUUCUUUGAUGCAAGUUCCCCAUCUAAGACCACAAAGCUAUACAAGGAAUACAGAGAUUUCAUUAUCAGUAAAUAUCGAGAAGACCCAACAAGAAGACUGACAUUCACUGAGGUGAGGAAGUUGUUGAUUGGGGAUGUAAGCUUAAUUCACAAAGUUUAUCAUUUCUUGGAAACUUGGGGUUUAAUAAAUUUCCAAGUAUCAGAUCAUACAAAGGAAAUGACUAUUAAUGACACACAAGUAGUCAAUUUUGAGGAAGGAGUUCCACCAAGUAUUCGUGUAGUUCCUGCCAUGAAUGUUACAAAACAAAUGACUUCAGACAAUGCUACCGAAAGAGUUGUGUGGGGGUUUGAGCCACCACCUUUGGCAUCUUAUGUUGAUGUUUUUGGUGAGGACAUUCAUAGAGAGGCGAAGAGGAGGAAGGAGGAAACGGCUGUUACAAGUUUGGCUUGUAAAGGUUGCGGAGCUGAAUGUUCAUUGAGCCACUACCUUUCUGUUAAGGGCGAGUCGAUACUUUGUGGAAAAUGUUUUGAAAAUGUGACAAAAGCUGAGGAAGAAACUGCAGAUGGCACCAGGACUACUGCUGAAAAACAAGGACCUGUUUCUUGGACUGAUUCAGAAAUGUUGUUGCUCUUAGAGGGAACUUUGAAGCAUGGGGAUGAUUGGGAUAAAAUUGCAGCACAUGUUCGAACCAAGAGUAAAUAUGACUGCAUCUUGAAGCUCAUACAGCUUCCUUUUGGCGAGCACUUGUUAAGCAAUGUAAAUACUAAAGGCAAUCUUGAGUGCCCAAAGAAAAAUGCAAGUGUCAAUAAGGAAAACCCAAAUCCCUUUCUUGAAGCUAUAAUGAAAGAGGAGCAAAAGGAUGAGCACAUUGAAAAGAGCUUGCAUAUGGAAAUGAAUGAUUUCUCAGUUCAUCCUCUCAAGCAGAACUACCUUCCUUCACUUACUGAUACAAGUUUCUCAUUGAUGUCGCAGGUAGCUUUCCUGUCUACAAUUGUCGGCCCCCAGAUCGCAGCAGCUGCAGCUGAGGUUGCUGUUAUGGCAUUGGGCAACGAGAACCCAUCUGGAAGAGAACUCUUGGAUUCAAAGCAGGAAAAUGUGACAUUUGCCUGCUUGAAUAAUGAUCCAAAGAGAGUUUUAGAGAUUGAGGACAAAAGGGAAAUGAAUGAGACCUCUAGACAGUCAGGGACAUCCAGGGUCCCAAGUGAAAAUGGUGUUGGUUAUUCAAUAUUGCAGUUGAGAGCUGCUAUUGCAACAGCUCUUGGGGCUACCGCUGCUCAUGCAAAGUUACUUGCUGAUCAGGAAGAGAGAGAAAUAGAGCACUUAAUGUCUAUUUGCAUCAAAAUUCAGCUUAAGAAGGUUCAGUACAAGGUGAGCUAUUUUGAGGAGGUCGAGAUGAAAAUGAACGAGGAACUUGGCUUCUUACUACAAAAGAAAAAGAUGAUUCUUGAUGAUCGAAUCCUUUUAUUACAGAAGGCUCUUGAUGUAGGCUUCUUGAAAGGCAGAGAGAACGAUCCCCCGAGGUGAGUAAAGCAUUAUGAAAAGGGUAAGACUCGGGCUUGAUAUCUGGACUCUGGAUAGAGUUUCAAAACCCGCCUUUGGAAAAAUAUGGCUGACAUAAAAAAGAGAGACGAGGGAGAAGCACUGUUCAAACUUUUGAAGGUUUUGGUUGAAAUAGGGUGAUCGUUGGCCUACUUCAGUUUUGCUGUGGUACAAGACCCUUUUGAUUAGCCGAUCCCGAAAAGGCUUUGACGAUGAUGACAACCUUUUGAUAUCGACUCUUACUAACAUUCUAACCACUUCUCCAUGUAGACCUAACUCGAACAUCCCUGUAGCAUUUACAUUUUUGCAAAAUGAAAUAUGAAAUCUUCUUGCUGUGUUUUCUCC
Molecule: messenger RNA, 2146 nt
Organism: Amborella trichopoda
Lineage: Eukaryota; Viridiplantae; Streptophyta; Magnoliopsida; Amborellales; Amborellaceae
Gene: SWI3A
Product: SWITCH/sucrose nonfermenting 3A
Molecular function (GO): protein binding
Source: RefSeq, a predicted model, not a curated record